Molecule: messenger RNA, 5628 nt
Organism: Pangasianodon hypophthalmus (striped catfish)
Lineage: Eukaryota; Metazoa; Chordata; Actinopteri; Siluriformes; Pangasiidae
Gene: fam13a
Product: family with sequence similarity 13 member A
Exons: 25
Coding region: 195-3362 (1055 amino acids)
Biological process (GO): signal transduction
Source: RefSeq, a predicted model, not a curated record
CUGUCUCUGACUCAAUCCAGACUUUGUUGGACUUCCGCACUAAACUACAAAUGGACGACGCAUGGACUGAAUUCAUGCUUCUUGGCUUUGGGCUUUGUUCUGGAAUGUUUCUAGGAGUUGCGUGAGGAGGAGGGGGUGGAUUUAGGGAAUUCAUCCCUCUUUCUUUAAAGCCACUACCUAGGAGAAGUGAGAGAAUGGGGGCAGGAGCACUCACCAUCUGUCACAACAGAACAGCCGUGCAGAUCAGGAUCAGGGAGGACAUGAAGAAGAUGGUCCAGCUGCCCGUGCUGAAGAAUCUGCCGACUCCUGCCACAGCAGGAGAUAAGAGAGAUUCGAGGGUGUUCGGCGUGUCCCUGAUGGAGCUGAGCAACUUGGGAUUGGUGAAGGACGGCGUGCCCUCAGUGUUGAGGAGCAUGGUGGAGUACCUCAGACAGCACGGGCUGCAGCAGGAGGGUUUGUUCCGUGUGAGCGCUAGCGUGCGUGCUGUGGAGAGUCUGAAGCAGAGGCUGGACAGAGGAGAGGAGGUGGAUCUCGAGCAGGAGGCUGAGGUCUGCACCGUGGCCAGCUUGCUGAAGCUGUACCUGAGAGAGCUUCCUGAGGGCCUCGUUCACUCCUCCAUCCACAACAAACUCAUUCAGCUGCAUAACAAAUCCAAUGAGGAUGAGUUCUGUAAGGACAUGCAAGAACUCCUGCUAAAGUUGCCAGAUGUUCAUUACAGCGUCCUGCGCUACCUGUGCCACUUCCUCACCCAGGUGGAACAGCAGCAGUGCCACAACCGAAUGACUGCAUUCAACCUGGCAACCGUGUUUGGCCCUAAUGUUUUCCAUGUGUCCUCUGGUUUUGAAGGCAUCCAGGAACAGGAUGUCUGUAAUAAGAUCAUGGCCAGGCUCAUUGAGAACUAUAGCACCAUCUUUGAGCCAGAUGGAGGACAGGAGCUGCCCCAAACCAAGCCUUCAAACAUCAUCAUGGUCAAAGAGGCCCACAUAGAUAUAGUGCACACAGAUACCAUGUCAACAUCCUCUCCAACACCAAAAGCACCCAGUCCACUUCCCAGAAAGAAGAAGGCCACACGGAGCAGUCCGGUCGAAGACAAGGUCCCACCAACAGAGCAAGAGUUGAGCCUAGAAACCCCAGUCCCCACGCCGAGAAAAAAGAAGGUGAAGAGGGUGAAAGGUGAAGCAGUAUUGAGAUCAAUACCCCAGCCUGCACCUUCCACAAGUCUUCCCUUCUCCAGACAUUUAUCCCAGGCUUCAGAGCACAGAGCCAAACCUCGACUAAACACCCUGGGCUGGAGCUCUCCGGAGGAAAGCAUGGAUCUGAACCCUCCUAAACUCAGCCCCAUCGGGAGCAUGGACACUGUGAGCAGCUCUCAGGAUGAUGAAAGACCAAUAUCUCCCUUCUAUGUGAGCUCCCAGCUCUCUCCUGGUCAUUACAGGCCUGACUUAGCACAUUAUCUGGAGAAGACGAUCCGCUCAGCGGUGGAGCAGCACCUCUUUGAUGCUCACAUGCAACCAGAUCAGAGUUUACAGCAGACCUCAGAAGCAGCAGGUCAAUCUUCGUUUCCUGCAACCACGGCUCGUCAGAGGAGGCGACAGCAGAGAGAGCAGGAGGAGAACCGAGAGAGGUGCAGGGAUGACAUUGAUAAGGAGAACAUCCCGUCUCGUGGGCUGAACAGCAGUGCUAGCAUUAGCAUCAGCAUCACCGAGGAGAGUGAGAGGAGGCUGGCCACUGCUGAUGAAGACUCCAGGUCCAGGAAACCCAAACAAAGCCCUACCCUCACCGAGCUGUCUCAUAACCAAGGCUCACUCAGUCAACACAGCUCAUCCAAAUCACAUGACAGAAAUAUGGCAGAGAGUAUGGGGCCUACACAUAACAGGGAAGCAUGGAAAACGAACGACUCGGCUCGUCCCAAGACGCCUGCCAUGAAGAUCCAGGAGGCCAUCAACGGCCCGGAGCCUUCAGACGGCUGCGAGGACGUUCCUCGACUGGACCUGUCCGCUCUAAUGGAGGACAGCAACUGGGGAGAACCAGUGCCAGCCUACUCAUCGUGGCACAGAGACAACAUGGACAGUGAAGAAGCUCACCUCUCGCCCCACACUGGGGGCAAAAUGAUCCGUCAACUGCUGGAGGAAGACUCCGAUCCCAUGCUUUCACCACGCUUCUACGCCUACGGGAACUCGCAGCAGUACCUGGACGACACCGAGGUGCCUCCCUCACCGCCCAACACACAUUCUUUUAUCAGCCGGCGGCGGAGUUCUUCUCUCGGCUCUUGUGAUAAUGAAUCUGAGGAGCUCACGUCAACGCAGCUCUCUAAAAAGAUCCACAACCUCAAGAAAAAGAUCCGGAAGUUUGAGGAAAAGUUUGAGGAAGAACGCAAAUACAGGCCGUCGCACAGUGACAAAGCGGCCAACCCCGAGGUCCUGAGGUGGAUGAAUGAGCUGGCUAAGCUUCGCAAAGACCUUAAAGAGCACAGUUUGCUGAAGUCAGAGGAAGAUUUGGCUCCUUUGCCGAGGCAGCGCAGCAACACGCUACCCAAGAGCUUCGGCUCUCAGCUGGAGAAGAAAAGCAGCGAGGCCAAGACACCCAAACCACCUGUGGAGAGCACGCUGGAGACGGUGAUGAACAAACUGCAGGAGAAACGCACCGAGGCUGGCCGGCCCGAGGACAUCAAGGACAUGACCAGAGAACAGAUUGGUGCAGAGAAAGUAGCUCUGCAGAAAGCGCUGCUAUAUUACGAAGGCAUCCAUGGCAGACCGAUCACAAAGACUGAAAGACAACUCAUGAAGCCGCUGUAUGAUCGAUAUCGCCUCGUCAAGCAGAUCCUAUGCAGAGCGUCCACCAUCCCUGUCAUUGGCUCUCCAUCCAGCAAGCGGCGAGGCCUUCAGCUGCAGCCCAUUAUCGAGGGGGAACCCGCUCUCUUCUUCGACCACGGCAAGGAGGAAGAGGAUGGUUCAGAUGAAGACAACGACAACAGGACGCAGUUUGCCCAGCUGACGGUGCGUCCGGAGCUGAGCAUGCUGGGAUUUCUGGACCACCUGGAUGAGGAGGUGGAUGGUUUUAUUUCGCCUGUAGACGAGUUGUCGCCUUCAAAGAACAGCACCGACAUGAGACUGUCCAACCUGCACGCUGCCACCAUACAGGAACUGGUGGAGCAGCUCCAGGAAGCUCGAGAGGAAAAGAAAAGAAUCCGAAAGAACCUGCGUGAAUUCGAGGACCAGUUCUUCAGGCAAAACGGCAGAAACGUGCAGAAGGAAGAUCGCUCGCCCUUGGCAGUGGAAUACAACGAAUACAAGCACAUCAAGGCAAAGCUGAAGCUGCUGGAAGUCCUGAUCAGCAAAAGAGACUCCUCUAAGUUCAUCUAGCAACUAGCAUUGAGGAAAUAAAGCACAAGGACAAGCAGACUCUGCUCAUGCUAAAGCUAAAUAAGCUGGUUGAAAGCCCUCCUGGUGAAGUCGCACAUUGGGUGGUUUUUUUUUUUCCCCCUCUCAAGCCAUCUGUAGCUCACAGGCAGAUUUGGCAGAAGAAGAUGCCCCUCCCCCCCCCUCCUCCUCCUCCUCCUCUUCCCUGUUGGAUUUCUCUACCACUAUUCACACACACUCAGAGUGAUACGAUCUCACGGUCCUUCUGCUGGACUGCAAACAGAUGUCAUGUAUCUCAGUUCCAGUACCAUCAACCAAUCAGCUGCGGCUUUCAUCAACCAAAUUUCCACCUUAACCACUGACAGAUCUCACAUUUGACACUCUCACGGUGUUGUUAUACGUACACAUACAGUAUAAGUCUAAUAUAUUUGAUUACAUAAGGAGUUGUAUUUAUUUCGUCGAACCUUUCUGUUUUAAUGGAGUGUCUGUUUAAUCAGAGAGGAUUAGAAACGUUUCACAGGAUAGCAAACCUCUUCAUUUUUGAUAUGACAUGAUAGUAGAUUUGUGGAUGAUUACUGCUACACUGCCAGUCAAACGUUUUUAAACACCUACAGGUUAUGUUUUAGAUUUAUUUUAUAAAAAAAAGACAAUGUUUUUAUGUGAGGAUUUUAUUAACACUCACAUCCUAAUGGCGCAACAGAAAAGCAUGAUCCAUGAGUUCAAAUCUAAUUGGCUGUGCUGUCUGGGUGAGGGGGAUGGUGUUACUCUGUCCCUGUCAAUCACAGUGAAAUCAACCAAUCGUGGGCGUCUGUGAGCUCGUGUAUGAGGAAGAGGGCGGAUAGCACUUUCCUCCGAGUGUAUUACACUGUCCCGUGACGCAGCAUGAAGAGCAGUUCGAAAAGACAUGAUGUUUUUCCUUUCCCAGUUUGUAACCUUUUCCAAUUAGGGCUCAUUUUUUCAGUUCACUUACACCUGAGAUUUUGAUUUUCUCAUUUUGAAAAAAUUGAAUCGAACGCGGGUGUGUUUUACCCUCAAUGCGAUUCUUUUAAGUAGGUGAGGUUAAGUAGCGCCCACCCUCGGGCAUGGACCACAACAACCGGUCUGAGUGUCUGGGCGAGGGGGUCUCAUCCACACCCGAGUGAAAUGUAACGCAGUUCGAUUACAGUAAGAAAGAGAUUCGACUCUGAAUCGACUUCUCGAACCUGAAAGAGAAUCAAUAUUGUGGCUGCGAUACACACAAUGUUUUAAACUAGUUAUUUAUAGAGUUAUCUAAUUAUUUAUUUAGCGCAGCCUCUGUGUUCUCAGCGCUCGGGUGAUUUUUGUUAUUUCUAAGCAUGCUCCUUUUAACAGUAAAACUCAACUUUUUUCCCCUUGCUUUUUUGUUCCUUUAAUUAAGCACAAACAAAACCAAAAGUAUUUUUGUUCAAAAGUAAAUUUGCUCUUAUUUACGCUCAGCAAACGGAAUAAUAGGUGUAACCAGCAGGCUAGCUUGAUGUUCAAAGACAUUUGACUGGCAUUUUUUUGUUUUAUUUUUUUUUAAUCACAAGAGGGAUUCUGUGUCUGAAAUCAGAAGGUUAAGACAAUUAUGGAAACUUCAGGGAAAAAAAAAUAUGCCAUUUUACCUUUUGUGAUUUUCAUCAUAAUUCAGUAUGGUGCCAUAUUUCACACAUUUCUAUUUGACAUAUGAAUAGUGUUGCAGCUGUAGACAACGUUGCGUUUUUGAAGUAUAUAUUGUAUUCUUUCAUGCUUUCCCUGUGCAGUAAUUUGCUCAGUGUAGCCAAAGCAGGUUAUUUAGCGAGAAUCAGUUCGUACCAUUUUCCUUUCGAGUCUUUUUAUAUUUCAUGUGGCGAAGACGCACAACAUCUCAAUCUGAGAUAAAGCUGACGUUUUGCGUGUGUAUUUUUGCAUUCUGUUAUUGACAGCUCUAACCAGCUUUUAUUGUAAAGUCACUGUGUAACAAUGACAUGGGCCAACAGCUUCACAGCAACAUGGCUGCCAUUUCUUAUUGCAGAGCGAUAGUUCUAUAUGAGACAGAGAGAGAGAAAGAAAGAGAGAGAGAGAAUAGGUUUGGCUAAUAGAGAUUCAGAGUUCAAAAUCAGCAUGUUAGUCUCUCCUGUUUUUCUCUAAAACAGAUAUUUUGCAGUGUGACCUUCGUUUUUACUGAACGUGAACACUGAUGGUUUAUAAUGAAUAAGGGUGUGUACAUUUUAGUACAUGAUUUAUUUGUAUUUUGUACAUAUGACUUAAAGCAAGACCUAUUUUUACUGAA